This is a messenger RNA of Miscanthus lutarioriparius, 1506 nucleotides long. Lineage: Eukaryota; Viridiplantae; Streptophyta; Magnoliopsida; Poales; Poaceae. The record is from the annotation of a GenBank genome assembly.
AUGGGAGGAAGAGGAGGCGGCGGCGGCGGCCGCAAGGCCCGCAACUUCGCGACCUUCCGCCUCUUUCCGCGCGCCGGCGCCGCCGACCCCAACGACCGCGUCUUCGUACGCGUCGACAACAACGACUACACCGUCCCCGGGUUCGCCGACGAGGACUCCUUCGACCCAUCCCUGUCCGACCCCUCUGCCGGCGAUGGAAACUUCCACUCCGCCUCCGGUCCCCUCCCGGAACACGUCCGCCGCGAGAUCCUCGAGCUCGGCCUCCCCGACGAUGGUUACAACUACCUCUCCCACCUCCGCGAGCUCCGUCCCGCCGCCGCCUCAUCCUUCGUCCCCAGCUCCACCGCUCGCCCCGAGCCCCUCCCGCUCGAUGUCAAGGCUUAUGAUGCAAGUAGGGUACGGGUUGGUCCCAGCGACGGUGAACUGGACGAGGGGAAGACGAUGUGUAAGGUGGCUGCCAAGACUGCACCAGUGAGGCGAAUUGAGAAGGCUGUCGACCCAGAUGUCGUCAGGUUGCUCGAUGAGAGCGAUGUGUCUCAUGUUGGGUCUGAGGAUGAGGGGCUGGAGGAAGAUUUUGUCAUCAUAGCUAACCGGGCUGAGGGGGAGGAGUUGGAGGAAGAAGACAUAGAAGAGUGGAAUGGUGUUUUGAGUGAUGUGGAAGAGGAGUUCGAUUUUGAGGAGGAUGAGCCAAAGCCAAGAGUGAGACGGUUGCUGGAUGAACAAUUUGAUCUGCUUGCUUUGGAAGAAUAUGGAGACAGUGAUGAUGAUGACAGGGUUGUUAAAGAUGGGGAAUAUGAACUGCCAAGUGAGGCUAUAGAUGAACUGAAAUUGUUCCAAAGUCAGAAUGUAUGUGUUGAUGAAGAAUAUAGAACACCAGCAGAUUUUGUUCGUCAAAAAGUGGACUCAAGCACGACAGAUGAGGUGGAUGAAUCUGCUCAUGUGAUAAAAAAAUGUGCUGAAUACGCUGAAAGAUAUUUAAAUGAAACUGCAGAAGAAGAGGUGGUUGUACUUGUUUCGGAAAGCAGUGACGAAUCUGAAGUUUGGGACUGUGAGACCAUUGUUUCCACAUUCUCUAACCUUGAUAACCAUCCUGGGAAAAUUGAAACUCCAGGAAUCCCCAGAAAGCGGCUCCCUAGAGUUUUCCCUGGAGAAACAACUACGACAAAUGACAUCAUCAAGCUUCAUGGGAAAGAGAAACUGCCAGUAGAAUACCUGCCACAGAGGAGAAGAAAUGGUGAAAAGGAGAAGAAAGUAAAGCCUGUAGAAGCUUCUGUCACUGAUAAAUUUAAAAAAGGAGCUGAAAAGGAAACAAAAGAGGAGAAGAAGGCAAGAAAGGCAGCAGUGAAAGAAGAAAAGAAAGAAGCCCGGAAAGCAAAGAAAGAGCUCAAAGGCCUGUAUAAAUCAGAAACACAGAAGGCUCAGAAAGUUGCUGCUGUUACUGGACCAUCUUCCAUACGAUUAAUAUACUGUGGAAAACACUUUGGUCUGUUUGAGAUCAUGACGUGA